Molecule: messenger RNA, 1528 nt
Organism: Capra hircus (goat)
Lineage: Eukaryota; Metazoa; Chordata; Mammalia; Artiodactyla; Bovidae
Gene: ZNF32
Product: zinc finger protein 32
Exons: 3
Coding region: 277-1335 (352 amino acids)
Biological process (GO): regulation of transcription by RNA polymerase II
Cellular component (GO): nucleus
Molecular function (GO): DNA-binding transcription activator activity, RNA polymerase II-specific; RNA polymerase II cis-regulatory region sequence-specific DNA binding
Source: RefSeq, a predicted model, not a curated record
CCCCUCUUCCGCAAGGCGGGGCGGGGAGUGCGGGAAGGCCCGGCACCUGGAGGCGCGGGAGGGACCACGGGCAGGUGUGCCUCUGGGCCCGCGGGGAGGGCGUCAGAAGAUGGAGGCGGGAAAUGCAGUCUCUCGGCUGCGUGAAAGAAAGGACCGAUUCCUCUGAGUAGGGACAUGGGAAAGGACACGGUGAAUCCCGGUGUGCGGGGAAAACAAGCACCCCUCCCCAGAGUCUCCUCGUCCUGAAACUGUGCCCCGGAUACAGCAGGGUUCCCCAUGGCCUGGUCCUGCGCUGAGGGCUCUCAACUUCAGGCCUUAGGUCUGUUAGGUCGUGUCAGAGGCCCUUCACGUUUGACUCUCGGAGUCUCCCAGAAGCUACUUGAUAUUACAGCAUUUAUUAAGUACUCAAGUACAGCCCAUGGAAGAGUCAUACGAAGAGGUGGUGAUCAAGCUCAUACAGCAGGAGGGGACAUGUUUGGAUUUCCAACAGCUACCCUGCUGGACUGUCAUGGAAGAUAUGCCCAGAAUGUAGCCUUUUUCACAUAUUGGUGCAUCUUACAUGACUUCCCUCUCAUUUUACCAGAUGUGAUGACAGAAGCCCACCACAAAUAUGAUCAGUCUGAGGCCACAGGAUCCUCAAGCUGGGAUUUCCAGAGUUCUUUCAGAAGAGAGAAGCUGGAACAAAAAUCCCCAGAUUCUAAGACACUACAGGAAGAUUCACCUGGAGUGAGACAGAGGGUCUAUGAGUGCCAGGAAUGUGGAAAAUCCUUCAGGCAGAAGGGUAGUCUAACAUUACAUGAGAGAAUCCACACUGGUCAGAAGCCCUUUGAGUGUACCCAUUGUGGAAAAAGCUUUAGGGCCAAAGGCAAUCUUGUUACACACCAACGAAUACACACAGGAGAGAAGCCCUAUCAGUGCAAGGAAUGUGGGAAAAGCUUUAGUCAACGCGGUAGUCUGGCCGUUCAUGAAAGACUCCACACGGGACAGAAACCCUAUGAGUGUGCUAUUUGUCAGAGAAGCUUCAGGAAUCAAAGUAACCUUGCUGUUCACAGAAGAGUUCAUAGUGGUGAGAAGCCCUAUAGAUGUGAUCAGUGUGGAAAAGCCUUCAGUCAGAAAGGAAGCCUAAUUGUUCAUAUCAGAGUCCACACAGGCCUGAAGCCCUAUGCCUGUGCACAGUGCAGGAAGAGUUUCCACACCAGGGGGAAUUGUGUUCUGCAUGGCAAAAUCCACACAGGAGAGACACCCUAUCUGUGUGGCCAAUGUGGGAAAAGCUUCACUCAGAGAGGGAGUCUGGCUGUGCACCAGCGAAGCUGCUCACAAAGGCUCACCCUGUAACCGCUCUCUUCCGAGGAAGUUCUCUUUAUGAAUUAACAACAUAAAAUCACCUGAGAUUAAACAGCCUAUCCAGUUUUAUGGAAUGAAUGGAGACUCCUUCAGAAAGACCAUCACUGGGUAGAGCAAACUGAGUUUUCUUUUUUUCCCCCAAAUGAGUAUGAAAAAUAAAUGUCUUGUUUAUUAUCAUUAUCAC